UCAUUCUCAAGUAGCUAUAGAGGAAUGGCUUCAUCAGCAAAGACACCAGCUCUUGACAAGCCUAACCCAGCUGAAGAUUGGAUUGUUGUAUUUCCUCGUCGUGGAAAACAGAAAAGAAAUUCUCAUAAAGUUAUCAUUCACAAACGGAAAAAACAAGAACAGUUGUGGACUCCAGCAGAUAUUGAGACCAAUCUAGAGAGAAAAUCUAAAUUGAUGCAGAAAAUACAAACCUGCAUUAGGAAACUCGAGAGCUCUUCCUUCUGGUUGACAUUUUUGGAUCAGUUACAAACCCCUGAAAUAUUUGAUAGGUUUCUAAAAGUUGUGGGCUCAGAAGUAAAGAUGUAGAUGGUAAUAUAUGGAAUUGGUAGCAUAGAAUCGUAUGAGCCUCCUAGA
Molecule: messenger RNA, 393 nt
Organism: Solanum verrucosum
Lineage: Eukaryota; Viridiplantae; Streptophyta; Magnoliopsida; Solanales; Solanaceae
Product: protein SENSITIVITY TO RED LIGHT REDUCED 1-like
Exons: 1
Coding region: 25-345 (106 amino acids)
Biological process (GO): microtubule-based process
Cellular component (GO): nucleus; cytoplasm
Source: RefSeq, a predicted model, not a curated record